UCUGAUUGUGUCAAAGCUUUAAUAUUACAUUUUUCAGAAUAUUCCUCCAUGAUGUUGAUUGUUAAUAAUAAACAAUAUUUAAUUUACAGUACAUAGCGAUGGUCAUUUGGCCAAUUUGAUAAUGUUGCUUUGUAAAUCAAACACAGAUCAUGAGUUAGUUACACAUUGUUUUUUAUUAUUUCCCUGUUUGCGACUUUACACUGUAACACAUGAGAGAUGAUGAUGAGCUGAUCAGGAUGUCUGUAGCACUCAGAACAGUAGUAUGAUCAUAAAGUUUAACACUGAAUCCAGCAGUCCAAAACAAUUUUAAAAGGAGAUUUUAUAACAUUUAACUUUAUUAUGUUGUAUAUCUUUGAGACAGAAAAGGAGGGAGCUGUAGCUACCAUCAAAGGAAAGGUUUACAAGUCUUACAGAAAAAUACUCCGGUGCCCCAAGGACGGGGUUUUGUCCCCCAUCACUUACACUUAAAGCACAUUAGGAAGGGAUCUUUUCAUGGCCAGUGUGAACAGGAGGAAUUAUUACAACAAGAAAAACCUGUUUUAAUGUACAUAGACAAACAUGAAAAGAUGUGAACCUAUCCUUUAAGGGUACUAAGGGCAUGUCCUCUAUCAUGUCUGGUAAUCUGUGGGAUGUAACAAUCUUAGGGUGAGUUUACAUUUUACAAUUACACAAAUUUUAUUUGGUGGAUAUUGUUUAACUCAAUAUGUUGAAAUUCUACUUAUUUUUAGGGUGGGGGAAAAUAAACCUGCAUUAACUGAUUUUUUGUUAACUUUUUGUUAACAGUUAACUAGUUGCACAUCCAGCAGACACAGAGCAACAUUAUAAUAUGCAUUCAUUUGUAGUCAUAUUUCUGACCACUUUCCUUUUAGCUUUGUUUUGGUCUCCACUAACUCCCGAGGGAAAUAUCUGGCUCUUUAGCUGCUAAAUGCUCGACUAUGUUCACCAGCUAGUUGCUAACUUUGUCUGUCUGCUGUUUGGUGCUGAGCAGGUGGUGUGCAGAGAGUUUAUCAGAGAUCUUACGUGGAACAAACCUGCCUGUUGCUGCUGGAAAGGAGGCUGGUGAGAGCAGUGAACCAAAACAGUAAAGUGGGCUGCAAAACCAAAACAAUGAGCUGAAAGAUGCUUAAAAAAGGGGGGGGGGACUGCAGUCAGGUCAUCAUUCUCUGUGUUCAUCACUAUGAGCAACACCUUUCACAUAUAAGUAGUCAUGUGAUCCAUUGUUAAUAUAAAAAUAUUGAUGACAUUUAAAUGAAGGGAUUUAGUCUUUCUUUAUGAUAAUAUUACUGGCAGUGGAUACAGCUUUUAAACACCAUUUAGAUCAUGUAGGGAGAUGAAAUUGACAGAAACAGUUAGGCCUAUUUACUGUUUUGAUAAUCAGUUAAACAUUCCUUGGGGGCGUUGUGUUGCAGUGGUGGAAUUUAGACUCAUGACUCUAGUAUUUCUUCAACCUUGGCGAGGAAAUAAUAUUUUACCAUCUACAGGAGGUUAGGAAACCGCUUUUCUGAUAAAAUGGUGAAAUGACUGCUGUCAAAACAACAAUUACCAUUAUUACCACUACUGUUGCUACUGCUACAAGUACUAGCACUAUUCAUUAUCAUAGACAAUAAUAUGAAAGGGGACAUACAAGCAAACAUUGUUGUUUCUCUUCCUCCAAUUGUUUUGCAUGCAAAUAAAGCACACACCUGCGGAUGUUACCUGGGUGUUACUUAAAUUAGCCCCUCCUCUCACUGAAUACUGUAAGUUGAGACAUUUGAAAGUCAGACCACUUUGUUAUUUACUUUGACAGCAGGCAGUACUUUUCCAAGUAAUACAAAUGUAAUAACCUCCUCGGUGCAUCGGUUGUUUUUAGCCUCGGUGGACUACUGUACCUGCAGCACAUGACACAUAAUGGAAAGGGAAAUGAAAGGAAAUACUUCUCAACAUCUUACAUGUAAUAAUGGCAGUGAAAGCAGGAUUGACCCCUAUGGCUUUGAGAGACAUCACGAUUUUGAACCCUACAAGGAGAUGAUGAAUGAAUAUGUAGCUGUCCUCAACAGAAGGUCGAUGAGAUGGUCCAAGCUCCUUCAAGAGAAACCACAUGUGGAGAAGAACUUGACAGUGAAACGGUACGUGCGUAAAGGUGUGCCUAAUGAGCACCGUGCCAGGAUUUGGAUGGCAGCCAGUGGUGCACAGGAACAACUGGAGAGAAACCCGGGUUAUUACCAGUCUCUGCUGGCCAUGGAGCACGACACCAAGCUGAAAGAAACGAUUCAUACAGACAUGCAUAGGACCUUUCCUGACAACGUCCUCUUCCAGAGCAACGCAGAACCAAGCCUGCAGAGGGCUUUGUACAAUGUGCUGCUGGCCUACGGACACCAUAAUGAAGCAGUGGGGUACUGUCAGGGCAUGAACUUCAUUGCAGGCUACCUCAUCCUCAUCACAAAAGAUGAAGAGAACUCAUUCUGGCUCAUGGAUGCAUUGUUGGGCAGGAUACUCCCAGACUACUACAGCCUGGACAUGUUGGGCCUGAAGACUGACCAGGAGGUUCUUGGGGAGCUGGUAAAGGCUAAAGCUCCUGCAAUAGGACAGCUCAUGGCCCAGUAUCCCGGCAUAUGGACUCUGGUGGUGUCACGCUGGUUCAUCUGCCUCUACAUUGACAUACUCCCAAUUGAGACAGUUCUGCGGGUCUGGGAUUGUCUUUUCUACGAGGGCUCCAAGGUUCUUUUCCGUGUUGCUCUGACUCUCAUCAUUCACCACCAGACGGAGAUCCUGAGAGCUCGCUCGCUGAUCAAUGUGUGCGAUUGCUUCAAACAAAUCACCAGUGGAGCUUUCACUCUGGACUGCCACACCUUCAUGCAGAAAAUCUUUACAGAACCUGGGAGUCUGUCUAUGGCAGCUAUUGAUAAACUGAGAGAGAAAUGCAGACAACGAAUACUGGAGGAUAAAUCUGGACCGCUGUAAAGUUAUGGAUCCACCAUUCUCCCCAUUUGACUGGAUUUCUACAACAAACAGCUUUCAUUCAGUAUAAGAAAGUAACACUACUAUCAGGAACAACUAACUAUUACAACAUGGACAUACUGGUGGCUUUUUGGUUGCUUCUGUUAUAAAUUGAUAUUACACUCUAAUCCAGUAGACUGGAUGUGCUGAAGCUGCUCAACUGAUGUUUUUGAACUUUGUCUUCUGCUUAGGGUCCCAUGUUCUGCAGAAUAUUUCUGCUGCUAUAGAUGCUUCAAGAUCAUCACACCUGAUGCUUUGUAAAAAGUAUUUAAAUCUCAUGUUUUUUAUUACUUGUACAAUAGUUGUACAAGUAAUGUAUUACUUUGCUAGAGUAGUAUGGGAGAGAUACAAUUUGUUUUGUUACUGUGGAGAAUAAUAGUUGUGAGAAUGUAAAUAAUAAUAAUAAUCUGUCAGAGUGGGGAAAUAACUGAUUACUGAAAAGGGGAAAUAAUGUCUCUUGAACUGGAACACUGUUCUAACCGUCCAUUUCUCUUUAAGAAGUAAAAUUAAAUGUUUAUAA
Messenger RNA from Siniperca chuatsi (mandarin fish), 3496 nucleotides. RefSeq names its product growth hormone-regulated TBC protein 1-A-like. The record is from RefSeq and is a predicted model, not a curated record. The coding region runs from base 1888 to 2940 and encodes 350 amino acids. NCBI's taxonomy places the organism in Eukaryota, Metazoa, Chordata, Actinopteri, Centrarchiformes, Sinipercidae. The transcript has 8 exons.